GCCAGGCCUAGCAGGCCCCACGCCGCUGCCUCUGCCUCCGGGCCACCGCUGCUGCGGGGCCACCAUGCUCCUGCCCAGGCCUGGAGACUGACCCCCAAAGGGCACUAUCUCUCAGCUCCGCCCCCAGCUGCCGGACCCCAGGGUCCCACCCCGGCCCAAGAGGUCAGCCGGGGAAUCAUUAACAAGAGGCAGUGACAUGGCGGAGAAAGAGGGUGGCCGGACUGUGCCAUGCUGUUCCGGACCCAAGGUGGCAGCCCUCACUGCGGGGACCCUGCUGCUCCUGACAGGCAUCGGGGCAGCGUCCUGGGCCAUUGUGGCCUUUCUACUCAAGAGCGAUCAGGAGCCGCUAUAUCCGGUGCAGGUCAGCCCGGCCGACGCCCGGCUCAUGGUGUUCGACGACACGGAGGGCACCUGGCGGCUGCUGUGCUCCUCGCGCUCCAACGCCCGGGUGGCGGGCCUGGGCUGCGAGGACAUGGGCUUCCUCAGGGCCCUGGGCCACUCGGAGCUGGACGUGCGGACGGCGGGCGCCAACGGCACGUCGGGCUUCUUCUGCGUGGAUGAGGGGAGGCUGCCGCUGGCCCGGAGGCUGCUCGAGGUCAUCUCCGUGUGUGACUGUCCCAGGGGCCAUUUCCUGGCUACCGUCUGCCAAGAUUGUGGCCGCAGGAAGCUGCCCGUGGAUCGCAUCGUGGGAGGCCAAGACACCAGCCUGGGCCGGUGGCCGUGGCAAGUCAGUCUUCGCUACGACGGAGCCCACCUCUGUGGGGGGUCCCUGCUCUCUGGAGACUGGGUGCUGACAGCUGCCCACUGCUUCCCUGAGCGGAACCGGGUCCUGUCUCGAUGGCGAGUGUUUGCCGGUGCCGUGGCCCAGGCCUCCCCCCAUGGCCUGCAGCUGGGGGUGCAGGCCGUGGUCUACCAUGGGGGCUAUCUCCCCUUUCGAGAUCCCAACAGUGAGGAAAAUAGCAAUGACAUCGCCCUGGUGCACCUGUCCAGCCCCCUGCCCCUCACCGAAUACAUCCAGCCCGUGUGCCUCCCGGCCGCCGGCCAGGCCCUGGUGGACGGCAAGCUCUGCACCGUGACCGGCUGGGGCAACACGCAGUACUACGCUCCGGCCAGCCUUGCCCGCACACCCCCAGGCCAACAGGCUGGGGUACUCCAGGAGGCCCGAGUCCCCAUAAUCAGCAACGAUGUCUGCAACGGCCCUGACUUCUACGCGAACCAGAUCAAGCCCAAGAUGUUCUGUGCCGGCUACCCUGAAGGUGGCAUUGACGCCUGCCAGGGUGACAGCGGUGGCCCCUUCGUGUGUGAGGACAGCAUCUCUCGGACGCCACGUUGGCGGCUGUGCGGCAUCGUGAGCUGGGGCACCGGCUGUGCCCUGGCCCAGAAGCCGGGUGUCUACACCAAAGUUAGUGACUUCCGGGAGUGGAUCUUCCAGGCCAUAAAGACUCACUCCGAAGCCAGCGGCAUGGUGACCCAGCUCUGACCUGUGGCUUCUCCUUGAUGCGAACGCCUCCAGGGCCCAAGUUCACCCGGGUGGCUCCAGCGCCCCCUAGUGGGCUUCACCCUGGGCCUGGAGUGGGACAUUUUUCUUCUUGGGCUGAGCCCACAGGUCCAAGGAUACCCUCCCUCCACAGUGGCGGGCCCACUCAGCCCUGGGACCACCCCGAGCCUCACCCUCCCAACCCCCAUGUAAAUAUUGUUCUGCCAUUUUGGGGACCCCCAUCUCGGUGCCCCUGAUGACAGGAUGCUCUUUAAAUAAUAAAGAUGGUUUUGAUUAA
Molecule: messenger RNA, 1775 nt
Organism: Suricata suricatta (meerkat)
Lineage: Eukaryota; Metazoa; Chordata; Mammalia; Carnivora; Herpestidae
Gene: HPN
Product: hepsin
Exons: 13
Coding region: 197-1480 (427 amino acids)
Biological process (GO): regulation of cell shape; proteolysis; negative regulation of epithelial to mesenchymal transition
Cellular component (GO): membrane
Molecular function (GO): serine-type exopeptidase activity; serine-type endopeptidase activity
Source: RefSeq, a predicted model, not a curated record